This is a messenger RNA of Larimichthys crocea (large yellow croaker), 2786 nucleotides long. It is a transcript of the gene tpcn3, whose product is annotated as two pore segment channel 3. The record is from RefSeq and is a predicted model, not a curated record. NCBI's taxonomy places the organism in Eukaryota, Metazoa, Chordata, Actinopteri, Sciaenidae. Gene Ontology annotation, biological process: transmembrane transport; monoatomic ion transport. Gene Ontology annotation, cellular component: membrane. Gene Ontology annotation, molecular function: monoatomic ion channel activity.
CGUUAUGAGCGAGGACAAACAGCUCGAGACAGAUCCGAGUCGGACAGAACCGCUGAUGGAGGUCCAAAUGUUCCGCAGAGAGGAAGACAUGUGAUGUGGACCCGCUCUGCCUCAGACCUGAACACCACAAGUCUGGAAACUGUCCGAGGAGACUGAAGGGAACUUUGAAGGGAACUUUGAAAGGAACUUUGAAAGGAACUUUCUGCUCAGUGGUGAAGUGUGAGAGAUGUCCUCGGCGGCAGAGAAGAACAUUCCUGAUGAGAGUUCUCCGGGUUCUCCAAACGGAGGGAACCAUGCAAAAAGCAAAGAGGACUUCGACCUGGCUUCCAUCUACGUGUCCGACGCUCAGUACAACAGGAACAUCUUCUUCGACACGUCGCCUCAGGCUGUGAGACUCUAUCUGCGCUACAACCACUGGCUCCCUCAGGUGAUGCUCUACGUCUUUAUCCUGGUCGACCUGUCUCUGGCUCUGUUCGAGGAGCCUGCUGUCCUCCAUGUGCCCACAUGGGCCACCAUGCUCGUGGAGCUGCUCUGUCUUCUCGUCUUCACCAUCCGACUCGUUCACUACGCCAAAGUGAUUCCUCGAGACAAGUUCUGGAAAGACCCCAAAAACAUCUGCAUCAUCGUCAUCCUCAUGCUCACUCUGGUCGAUAUGAUCAUCUACGGAGCGCUGAAAGCUACAAACUGUUACGCCGUCCGCUGGUCCAGAGUCCUGCGCCCGCUGCUAUUGGUCAACGUCACAGAGGGACGGCAGCUCCGCAGAGCGUUCAGAAGCAUCCGGAACGCUCUGCCUCAGACUUCUACGUCCUUCCUGUCGUUCAUGUUCAGCCUCCUGUGUUCUCACCUCAGGCUGCUCAAACUGCUGGGCCAACGGGGCCUGAAGACCAUUGAUGGAUCUCCGUACUUCUUUAACUACCUGGACAUUGUCUUCGAUCUGUACGUCCUCGUCACCACCGCCAACAGUCCUGACGUCAUGAUGCCGGCGUACAACGCCAGCUUCGUCUUCGCCAUCUUCUUCAUCUUGUACAUCCUCAUCAACACCUACAUCUUCAUGUCCGUCUUCUUGGCUGUCGUCUACAACAACUACAAGAAAUACCUGAAGGAGGAGGUACGGCAGCUAGUUCGGGCCAAAAGGCACAAGAUGGUGCGAGCGUUCGCCGUGCUGCAGGAGCAGAGGGAGGAGGGCGGUGAGCCGGUCGUGACCCAGGCCAACUGGAACCAAGUGGUCCGACUGGUCCAGCCCGACAUCAGCAAUGCCCACAGAGAGCUGCUGUGGAGCGUCUCUGACGACAAGAACCAGGGCUGCAUCGGUAAGGUGGCGUUCGUCCAGCUGGCUGACCUCCUGAACAUUGAGGUGAUUACACUCAAGUCAAGACCACACCCACUGCAGAGCAUGUGCCCCGCCCUCUACCUGUCGGCACCCAGCCGCCUCCUCUGCCGAUUGGUCCAACACCGGGCCUUCGUGAUCGUGUACGACCUGAUCAUCCUGGUGAACGCCGUGUUCAUCGGUCUGGACGAGGAGAAUCCUCUGAUCGGGAACUCUGAGUGGGUGUUCCUGGCUCUGUACCUGCUGGAGAUCGUGCUGAAGCUGUACGUGUUCGAGCCCCGAGCCUUCUUCUCCAGACACAGCUUCUGGAACUGGUUCGACACCAUCAUCGUCGUCUCCGCCCUCAUCGCCACGAUCAUCAACUCCGCCAUGACGGCAUCGGGGGGUUACACCAGCCGUCAGAUCCUGGACAUCGUCUUCAUCCUGCGAGUCCUCAGACUGAUCCGGGUGGUGGACAGCAUCAAACGGUUUCGUGCAAUCAUCAACACUCUGAUCAGGAUUGGACCAGCGAUCCUCACAUUUGGACAGCUGAUCGUUGUGGUGUACUACAUCUUUGCCAUGGUGGGGAUGGAGCUGUUCAAAGGGAGGGUGAAGUUUUACGGGGAGGACUCGAGCGACCCUGAGAAGGCGUACUGUGGAAACAUUCUGCUCAAAGGAACGGCCUUCGCACAACUCAACUACUGCAAGAACAACUUCAACAACGUGGUGUCCUCCUUCAUCCUGCUGGUGGAGCUCACUGUGGUCAACCAGUGGCAUGUCCUCAGCAGCGGCUUUGCCUCCGUCACGCACGCGUCAGCCAGGAUCUUCUUCGUCCUCUUCCACAUCGUGGUCGUCAUCGUCAUUAUCAAUAUCUUCGUGGCGUUCGUCCUCGAGGCGUUCUUCGUGGAGUACUCGGUGGAGAAGAGCAACCUGCAGACAUCUCUGGAGAGGAAGAUCGAGGAGCUGGAGCUGGCUGUGGCACAGGAGAAGUUGGAGGAUAACUUGGUGAACGCCAUGGAAACCAUUGACAGUGACCAGGGAACCGGCCAAUCAGCACACAGCAAACCCACCCUGAUGUUUAAAAUUGCUUCAAAAAGGUAUCGGACAGUGGACGCUCUGCUGCAGCGCAUGUUUGAGGCCGAUCUCGACCCCGAAGACUUCGCUGAGCACGAAGAAGCUCAGAGCGGGAACUUUUCCAACCCGACGUUCAGCUCAGUGUAAUCAACGAUGCACAGAUCCAUGUGAAGGGAAGCAGAUCCUCUGAUUCAUAUUCAGUUUAUACUCGAGUCAUCUCAGUGUUUCGUGUCGAUUGUAAAAGUGCAAUGUGUCCACAGUCAUAUCCAUGAUUUAUUUUUAUAUAUCUGUCCUGUAGAAACACAUGAAAUCUGUAUUUUCACAUAAAGAAUAUUUACACUGAUGUUUCCAUGUUUCCAUGUCCUGACAGGAAACAUGAAAAAUAUUAAAAACUUUAAAGAAACUG